UAUGUAACAAUAGUCGGCUGACAUUAAGGAGUUCCAACAUUAAUCUUAUACAUGCAGGUCAAUGUGAAUGAUAAGACAUCAUAAAAGUUCACUUUACACCAGACAAGACACGUAACAACAAAAGAAUGAAACUUCUUAUUCUAGCCUGCUUUUUACAAGGAUGUUUGGGAGCUGCUCUUGUAGAGAAGAGAGCCAUGUGUGCGGACAUCUGUCCUGCUGUCUACUCCCCGGUAUGUGGCUCGAACGGAAAGACCUUUUCAAAUCGAUGUGAACUGAAUGCUGCCACAUGUCACGACAGUACGAUAACCUAUGUUAGUGACGGCAGAUGUGGAUCUUCACACGCCAUCAGCAUUUGUCCCCAGCUAGCUUGUAUACGUGUUUACGACCCUGUUUGUGGUUCAGACGGAAAAACAUACAGUAACUCAUGCACCCUAAAGGUGACUCACUGUCAUGGAGACGUAACAGUUGCGCAUCACGGUUCCUGUUCCGGAGAUCUUGUUGUCAGUUAAAUAUACAAUUUCAGUGUAGAACAAUUGAAUUCAAUAAAGGCGCCACAAAAAAAAAAAAACAAAAA
Messenger RNA from Ruditapes philippinarum (Manila clam), 574 nucleotides. RefSeq names its product four-domain proteases inhibitor-like. The transcript is spliced from 4 exons. Gene Ontology annotation, biological process: cell differentiation; multicellular organism development. Lineage: Eukaryota; Metazoa; Mollusca; Bivalvia; Venerida; Veneridae. The record is from RefSeq and is a predicted model, not a curated record. Bases 126 to 509 code for a protein of 127 amino acids. Gene Ontology annotation, molecular function: protein binding.